ACUAAUACCAAUUCCUCUGUUCUUCCCAGAAAUGGUCGCUGGACUAAAUGGGCCAAAGGAACCUAACAGUAUUGACUGAAUUCAUUCUCAUUGGAGUCACACGGAACUCUGAGCUGCAUUUUGUCCUUUUUGGAAUCUUCCUUAUUAUCUACUUGAUCACAGUGUUUGCAAACAUGGGUCUGAUCUUCUUGACCAAGGCAGACUCCCGCCUAAACACACCCAUGUAUUUUUUCAUCAGACACCUGGCCUUCAUUGAUCUUGGUAAUUGUACUGUCAUUUAUCCCAAGAUGCUAGUAAAUCUUGUUGAUCAUAAAAAUUCCAUAUCCUAUUAUGAAUGUGUCAUACAAAUGGCUUUUUAUAUUCUAUUUAUUAUCAGUGAACUCUUCAUUCUGUCAGCCAUGGCCUAUGACCGCUAUGUGGCCAUCUGCAACCCUCUACUCUACAAUGUCAUCAUGUCCCCAAGACUUUGCCAUACACUUGUGGGAAUUCCCUAUCUCUACAGUACCUUUCAGUCUCUGAUGAUCACCAGUAAGAUUUUUACCUCGACUUUCUGUGACUCUAAUGUCAUUAGUCAUUUCUAUUGUGACAAUGCUCCAAUCCUACCUUUGCUCUGUUCAAAUAAACGAGAAGUAGAAUUGUUGAUGAUAGCAACUUCAGCAAUUAAUUUAAUGUCCUCGCUCCUGGGCCUGCUUGGAUCCUAUAUAUUUAUUCUGAUGUCCCUAUUUCGAAUGAAUUCUGCUGAGGGCAGGAGAAAAGCUUUCUCCACAUGUGGCUCUCAUCUGACAGUGGUGACUGUGUUCUAUGGGACUCUACUCUUUAUGUAUCUGCAGCCUAAAUCCGCACAUUCAUUUGAAACGGACACAAUGGUCUCAGUGUUCUACACAUUAAUCAUCCCCAUGUUCAAUCCCUUCAUUUACAGUUUAAGAAACAGAGAAGUGAAAAAUGCUUUCAACAGGCUCUUUAAAAAUCAAUGCAAACUUUGUAUUUGA
Echinops telfairi (small Madagascar hedgehog) is the source of this 989-nucleotide messenger RNA. RefSeq names its product olfactory receptor 8K5-like. Lineage: Eukaryota; Metazoa; Chordata; Mammalia; Afrosoricida; Tenrecidae. Gene Ontology annotation, molecular function: olfactory receptor activity; odorant binding; G protein-coupled receptor activity. The transcript has a single exon. The record is from RefSeq and is a predicted model, not a curated record. Bases 48 to 989 code for a protein of 313 amino acids. Gene Ontology annotation, biological process: sensory perception of smell; G protein-coupled receptor signaling pathway. Gene Ontology annotation, cellular component: membrane.